Messenger RNA from Amphimedon queenslandica, 1961 nucleotides. Its product is annotated as oligosaccharide 4-alpha-D-glucosyltransferase-like. Gene Ontology annotation, biological process: carbohydrate metabolic process; N-glycan processing. Gene Ontology annotation, molecular function: alpha-glucosidase activity. The transcript has 17 exons. The annotation marks the transcript as partial. NCBI's taxonomy places the organism in Eukaryota, Metazoa, Porifera, Demospongiae, Haplosclerida, Niphatidae. The record is from RefSeq and is a predicted model, not a curated record.
AGUCUGAAAGCGUAGAUCUAUGCUUAAAGUGAUGGGGAUGUUCCUCGUUAUAUCAUGCCUGUUAUUCUUCUCCAGCUGGGCCACAGUCCACGCUGAUCCCUCUUACAACCCUCGCCCCAAUCCUGAUUCAGUUGUGACAGCGGGUCAGGCUAGAUUCACUGUAUUAACUUCACGUCUCAUUCGUAUGGAAUGGGGUCAAGCUGUAGACUCUGCCACACUGACCUUCCUCAACAGAUACCUACCUACUCCAUCUUUUAAGAAUUACACUGAAGGGGAAGGGGAACAUAAAACUACUGUCAUCCAGACUGAUUACCUGAAGCUUUCUUAUUUACCGGGUGAGUCAUUUAGCACUGACAACUUAAAGAUUGAGUAUCAAGUUAACGGCGAGUCAGAUACGUGGUCCCCGCAGCCUUACGCUAAUGACUCAAUGGGUGGUAAUCUAAGGGGAACAGUCCGAACAUUGGAUGGAAACGAUGGCCUUACAAAUCUUUUAGAUUGUUAUAAGACCACUAAGAGUGACAGUCAUUGCACUCUUGGUUUAAUAUCAAGAGAUGGUUAUGCUGUGGUUGAUGAUACUGGAUAUCCUCAAUUUGAUGAUUCUAAAUGGCCCUGGGCCACUCCCCCUAGUUACAUGUACAACUCAGCUAAUAGUACUUGCUCUGACUAUGAUAAAGAGACUGUUCGUUCGUGUGGGUUUCCUACAAUAUCGCAAGACGAUUGUUUAGGACGGGGUUGUUGUUGGGCAGACUGGACAGUCUUCAAAGGAAUCCCUCAUUGUUAUUAUUCCAAACAAUCUCAUCAAGACCUCUACUUCUUUGGUCAUGGCCACGAUUAUAAAGGAGCUUUGCAUGACUUUACACUAGUUGCUGGAAAGAUACCACUACCUCCUAGAUAUGCAUUUGGUAUAUUUUAUUCUCGCUACUGGGCAUACAGUGACACAGGCCAAAUGGAAGUGGUCAAUGGAUAUCGCAGUAGGAAUAUACCAUUGGAUAACCUUGUUACUGACAUGGACUGGCAUUUAACAUUUUACAAAGAGAAUGUAAAAGAUCCUGCUGGAGAAAGAAAGGGAUGGACUGGAUUCACGUGGGAUGAGAAUCUGUUCCCUGAUCCUAAAGGGUUCUUAGAUUGGUGUAAAGCUAAUAAUUUAAGAAACACACUGAAUCUUCAUCCUGCCAGUGGCAUACAAAAGUGGGAGGUUACAUUUAAUGACAUGGUUAAGGCUAUGGGAUUGAAAGCAUCGGCUGAAUAUGUACCUUGGAAGCCCGUCAAUGUCACAUUUGUUAAUAAUUUCUUUAGCAUAGUACUCAAACGAUUGCAAGAUAUGGGUGUUGAUUUCUGGUGGCUGGACUGGCAGCAAGGUGAAGAAGGACCUAAAACUGGGAUUGAUAUACCAAACCUUAAUCCUACCUUUUGGAUCAAUUAUAUAUUCUUUACCAACCCUUACCAAUGGGGCCCAAUAGAUGAACGAGUUAAAAGGCCUUUCCUGUUGCAUCGUUGGGGCGGUCUUGGUAACCACAGAUAUCAAAUUGGUUUCUCUGGCGAUGUUGUUCCAAGCUGGAAUUCUCUCAAUUAUCAAGUGUCUUUCACCCUAAGAGCCUCUAAUGUACUCUUUGGGUAUUGGAGUCAUGAUCUUGGAGGACACAUUUUGCCAUCCCCUCCUGAACUUUAUACCAGAUGGAUACAGUGGGGAGCUUUUUCUCCAAUAUUUCGCACUCACUGUUCCAAGAAUGUAUUAAAUGAUCGUAGGAUAUGGGUCUACCCAUUGGCUAAUUAUAAGAUCAUGCAUGAAUUUAUGGUACUGAGAGGUAGUAUGGUACCUUAUAUAUACACUUAUGCUAGAGAGGCACAUGAUACAGGCCUUAGUCUUUUAAGAGCUCUGUAUUUUGAGUAUCCAGAAGCUGAUGAAUCAUACAUAUUUAACAAUCAAGUGAGUUGCUGUGUUAUUAAGAUUACUUUAUUCU